AUGACUGAAGCUAACUUUGGUUGGUUAAUACGAUCAGUUCAUCGAUGUUCGGCAAGUAUGAUGGUCCUAAUGAUGAUCCUACACGUAUUUCGUGUGUAUCUUACCGGCGGCUUUAAAAACCCUCGUGAAUUGACUUGGAUUACGGGUGUGGUUCUUGGUGUCUUGACUGCAUCUUUUGGAGUAACUGGUUAUUCCUUAUCCUGGGACCAAAUUGGUUAUUGGGCAGUUAAAAUUGUAACUAGUGUCCCAUACCUUGAGUAUGAAAACGCUAUCUAA
This is a messenger RNA of Linum tenue, 276 nucleotides long. NCBI's taxonomy places the organism in Eukaryota, Viridiplantae, Streptophyta, Magnoliopsida, Malpighiales, Linaceae. The record is from the annotation of a GenBank genome assembly.